Pleuronectes platessa (European plaice) is the source of this 1299-nucleotide messenger RNA. It is a transcript of the gene cd27, whose product is annotated as CD27 molecule. The coding region runs from base 157 to 840 and encodes 227 amino acids. Gene Ontology annotation, molecular function: signaling receptor activity; cytokine binding. Gene Ontology annotation, cellular component: external side of plasma membrane. Gene Ontology annotation, biological process: regulation of cell population proliferation. NCBI's taxonomy places the organism in Eukaryota, Metazoa, Chordata, Actinopteri, Pleuronectiformes, Pleuronectidae. The record is from RefSeq and is a predicted model, not a curated record. The transcript is spliced from 8 exons.
UUUCAGUGAGCAAACACCAAAAGAAGGUCUUCGUCUCUGCACCUCUCCUCCUCCUCCUCCUCUCUUCACCUAGAUUGGCACAGCCACCUCGACUGCAAUCUCCGUCUCACACUCAGAGGGUCGCAGGACGCAUCUCUUCUCACCUCCUCAUCCACCAUGCAGCUCCUCUGUUAUGUCGCUCUCCUCUUCCUGUGCAGCCUCCCUUUCCUCUCAUCUGUGUUUCCCCUACAAUGCAGUAGAACAGAAUAUCCCUGGCCAGUGACUGACUCCAAGAAUUGCUGCAAGAAGUGCGCACCAGGUAAACAUAUGGAUCGCCGGGACUCAUGUAAUAUACAAUGUCUACCUUGCCCGAAGGACCGAUUCAGUGAUACUUACAAUGUGGAGAGGAGUUGUACACUUUGCCGUGUGUGCACAGAAGAUAACAUGGAGUAUAAGUCAAGCUGUAAUCCCACUCAUAACGCCGAGUGCAGAUGCAAAACUGGCUUCAGCUGCAAUGACAAAGACUGCACCCAGUGUGUGCCGAUACCAGUCACCGCCAAACCCACCCUCCCUCCAUCCACUACCACCCCCACAACUGAAGCCGUCACAACAUUUAAGCCCAUCAAACCAAUCGCAGAGACGGCGUGGUUCCUGGUGAUAAUCGCCCUCCUGUGUAUCGGAAUCGCACUUGUCGUUGUAACAAAAAUAAAGCCCCUACUGCGCUGGAUCAGGUCCAAGGACAGCUUCUUUUUCACUGACAAACCAGAACAAUCCUACUCUGAGGACGACAGUGAAUGCCGGCCUGUCCAGGAAGUCUGCGGGGAAUGUGAUCAACCUAUAGAUGUGUGCAUUAAAUGCUAAAUAGGUAAAAAGAAAAGGUGACGAGAAAACAUCCUGUGUUGCUAAGGACAUUUAUGGCUAAUGAGGACAAACUCCACUUCAGUCCAUGCUGGCGAAGGAACCAGAGAGUUCAAGUAUUUCUGGACUGAUUCGGUUUCCUGAGCGGAAACAUGGGUCUUUGACAUCUGUGACGAUAAGAUGAUAAAAGUGUAUAAAACAUGGAGAUAAAGUGUAAAUACAGAGAGGGACACUGCGAUACGCAUGAGUUAGAAAUGUUGCACCAUGUUGUAGUUGGUAUGUACUAUGGUACACAAAAGUAAAAGAUAGUCUAUAUUUAACAUCUUUACAUUUAUCUGUGUGUAUAUAUAAAUACCUGUUUGCUGUCGUUUUGUGGUUAGAUCAUAGAUCAUGUGGUUUUUUUGCAAUAAAUAUUUCUACUCAAAUGUACUCAAAAUAAACUUUUAUUGAAAUUAAAAUGUC